Cuscuta campestris is the source of this 864-nucleotide messenger RNA. The record is from the annotation of a GenBank genome assembly. NCBI's taxonomy places the organism in Eukaryota, Viridiplantae, Streptophyta, Magnoliopsida, Solanales, Convolvulaceae.
CUGCAUGUGGCGGAGAUGCGGAUGUUACGAUGGAUGUGUGGGAAGACAAGGUUGGAUAGGAUUUCGAACGAAGUUAUCCGACGUCAGGUAGGCAUGGCACCGGUGGAAGAUAAGUUGCGGGAAGCGAGGUUGAGAUGGUUUGGCCAUGUGAGACGGCGGGAUGCUGACGCCCCUGUACGGAGAUGCGAGAGGAUUACGGUUAUCGGGAGAAGUAGAGGAAGGGGUAGACCUAGAAAGAAUUGGAAGGAGGUGAUUAAGCAGGAUUUAGGACUUCUCGACCUGACUGAGGAUAUGACCCUAGAUAGAAACAUUUGGAAAACUAUGAUUAGAGUAGCUGGAUAGGAGCUCGAAAUUAGUUUUAGGGGCUGUUUGUUUCAACCUCUUAAUGGUUCAGAUGUCUGAAUGGUUCAGCACUUAAUGGUUCAGACUGUUUGUUUCAGCCUCUUAAUGGUUCAGAUGUCUGAAUGGUUAAGAGAUUUGCCUCUGAAUGGUUAAGUAUUAUACAGAGUCUGAAUGGUUAAGACCUCUUAUCUGAAUUGAUCAGACAUUUGCCUCUGAAUAGUUAAGCAAUAUACUAGCUCUUAAUGGUUCAGACCUCUUACUGGUUCAGCACUUAAUGGUUCAGACCUCUUAUUGGUUCAGCACUUACCCAUUCAGAAGUUGCCAAACAGCCCCUUAGANCCUCUUAAUGGUUCAGAUGUCUGAAUGGUUAAGAGAUUUGCCUCUGAAUGGUUAAGUAUUAUACAGAGUCUGAAUGGUUAAGACCUCUUAUCUGAAUUGAUCAGACAUUUGCCUCUGAAUAGUUAAGCAAUAUACUAGCUCUUAAUGGUUCAGACCUCUUACUGGUUCAGCACUUAAUGGUUC